AGAAAAUAAAAACAAGCCGCUUCUCCCUCACUCACUCCUCUAAAACCAGAAACAAAAAGGCAAAGACGAGAGCUUAAUUAAUGGCUUCCCCGACGAUAAGAACCGUCGCAAGUUACAACACUCACCUAGAGUACUCCGUCGAUUUCUUUGGAGACGAGUUCAUCGUCACCGUAACGUGGGAUUCUUCCGUCAUCAGCCGUUGGAUUCGCAACGUCCUCUUCAACAACCGUUUCUCCUCUCACCCUCUCGUCGUUGGAGUUGGCGUCCAGUGGACACCGUUUAGUUAUUACUCCGAUCCAAGACCGAAUAACUACUACGCCGAUCCUCCGCCGAUAAGAUACUACUCAGAUAAUCCAGCGGAUAUUCUCCAGUUAUGCGUGGGUAAUCGAUGUCUCAUCAUCCAGUUAGGUUACUGUGACCAAGUACCUAACAACCUCCGCAGUUUCUUAGCAGAUCCAGAAACCACGUUCGUCGGUGUCUGGAAUGGUCAAGAUGCAGGAAAGCUUGCUCGGUGUUGCCACCAGUUGGAGAUCGGAGAACUUCUGGACAUAAGGCGGUACGUGACUGAUUCGUGGGGAAGGAGCAUGAGGCGUUCUUCGUUUGAAGAGAUUGUUGAGGAAUGUAUGGGCUAUCAAGGAGUGAUGCUAGAUCCGGAGAUAAGCAUGAGCGAUUGGACCGCUUACGAUCUAGACCUUGAUCAGAUUCUUCAGGCGUCACUAGAUGCUUACGUUUGCCAUCAGCUUGGUGUUUGGACUCGUCUCUGGGAAGUUUGAAAACAAGUAUCAAAAUGAAUAAAUUGCUACUUGGAUUUUUCUGUCUUUUGUUGACAAGUGACUUGAAUCUUCUUUUUGUUUUGUUAUGAGAAAAAAAUUGUGGUUUGAAUCUUUUCGUUUAUUUUUGUUGUCAAGUGGUUUGAAUCUUCUUAUUGUUAAAGUUAUGAGAAAAAAACUGUUUUGUUUUUCACUCGUUACUUACAUGAGUAAGGUGAAUAAAACUUUGAUCAC
Molecule: messenger RNA, 1004 nt
Organism: Arabidopsis thaliana (thale cress)
Lineage: Eukaryota; Viridiplantae; Streptophyta; Magnoliopsida; Brassicales; Brassicaceae
Product: Polynucleotidyl transferase, ribonuclease H-like superfamily protein
Exons: 1
Coding region: 81-773 (230 amino acids)
Molecular function (GO): nucleic acid binding; 3'-5' exonuclease activity
Source: RefSeq, marked reviewed